Messenger RNA from Tachysurus vachellii, 2830 nucleotides. It is a transcript of the gene xxylt1, whose product is annotated as xyloside xylosyltransferase 1. Gene Ontology annotation, molecular function: UDP-xylosyltransferase activity. Lineage: Eukaryota; Metazoa; Chordata; Actinopteri; Siluriformes; Bagridae. Bases 134 to 1306 code for a protein of 390 amino acids. The record is from RefSeq and is a predicted model, not a curated record. The transcript has 5 exons.
GGCUGCUAUUUGGGUUCAAACCUAACGUGAGACUCACAUCGGCUCGAGAUAACCUUUAUUAAUGCGUGCACAUUUCACAUGAGGGUAACUUAACUCGUAACUCGUGCCUAACGCCACGUUAUUACAGCUGUUUAUGGUUCAGAGCGUGUUACUGAACGAUUCCACUCUAUACUUUGGAGCCAUGGGCGUGUUGCGUGUGCUUUCACUCACCAUGGCGAGAAUUGGUACCUUCAGACCUCAUCAGCUUGCUCUGCUCCUUGCUGCAGCCCUGGCAGUGAUGGCUUUUUACUAUUUAGGUUCAGAAAAACAGAACUUCUCCACCACCACUAAGCGAAUGAAGGAGACUCAGGCGAGUCACAACUCCAACCGCAAUGACGCUGACCUGUCUGUGGACAUCAGCUCUUCAGGAAGAAGACAGAGUUACCAUGCUCUCAUGAUGUUCACCAAGGUUAACACAAGUCGGACGAUGCAGAGCAAGUUUGAGGUGGCCAUGCGCUCCAUGGCGAGACAUGGCCGUUUCCGGGAGGAUGAAACACUGGUUCUUCAUCAUGUCUGUGAUGGAGGCAGUAAGGAUCUGGCCAUGAAGAUGCUUCCUGAGCUGAUGCGUGAGGCCAUCUUUCAGUAUGAGGUGGUGUUUCAUGACGUUAACGGUCUGACGGAGAAACUGUUCCCUAUUGUGGAGGCCAUGCAGAAGCACUUCAGUGCAGGCUCUGGGGCAUAUUACAGUGAUGCCAUCUUCUUUCUUUCUGUGGCCAUGCAUCGCAUUAUGCCUACAGAGAUGAAGCGUAUCGUGCAGCUGGACCUGGAUCUCAAAUACAGGACGAACAUUCGAGACCUGUUCCAACAGUUCAGACACUUUCCUCCAGAAGCAGUGAUUGGGAUCGUCAGAGAGAUGCAGCCAGUGUACAGACACACCUUCUGGCAGUAUCGCAAGGAAAACCACAAGUCCCGCGUAGGUGAUCCUCCUCCUGACGGCCUGCCCGGCUUCAACAGCGGUGUGAUGCUGCUAAAUCUGGAGACCAUGCGGCGCUCUGCGCUCUACAACCGCCUGCUUGAGCCUGAACGCGUUGCCCACCUCACCGAGAAAUAUCACUUCCGCGGCCACCUGGGCGAUCAGGACUUCUUCACCAUGAUAGGCAUGGAGCAUCCGGAGCUCUUCCACCACCUCGACUGCGGCUGGAACCGACAGCUGUGCACCUGGUGGAGGGACCACGGCUACAGUGACGUUUUUCAGCUGUAUUUCCGCUGCGAAGGACCCGUGCACAUUUACCACGGAAACUGCAACACUCCGAUACCAGAUGACUGAGUGCUACAGGAAGCGUUCAAACCGUCUGAGGGAAUUCUGCUCUGCUACGUAUAAGGUUCUGUGGUGUUAGACCAGUAGAAUGCGAACACACGCUCAAGCUUUAAAUAGAGAAUUUUGUUAUUCACUAAGAUAAAUGGUUUCACACGGAUCAAUUGGUUAGCCAAAUGAAUCAUUUAACCAGACGGUACUAUUUUAUGUACAUUGCUUGCAGCCAGAUUGCUGUGUCUCCUGCAUUCCAGCAUAAACAGUGUAACAUCGCUUUAAAUCUAAACCUGCUGCAGCGUCUAAUGAAGCUUCGGUUAUUUUCAAAUGCCAGGGCAAGGAGCGAUCGUUUCUCUUUGUGUUCUGCUCCAGGAAGAUGCAAGUGGAGGUCCUGAACCGUGGCAUAGCACACUGACUUCUCCAUACAGUGCCAGCACUCACAAUAUCUCUUCACGUUACCGGCACCGAGAGCCAGGUUUUGCAUUUCGGUCCUGACCGCAAUAUAAUAGCACCCCAGCAGCUGCUUUAGAGCAGAGCAGCAACCCGACUGCAGUGAUGCUGUUUCAAGGAAGGAUUCAUGACUGAAGUGCUAAAGCAUGUUGACCUGAUUUUCAUGCUGAGAUCCUGAUACAGUAGUCAGCUUCAAGCUUUCUCCUGCACCAUGUGACUUCAUACCUGCUUAUUAAACAUGAGAAAGAAUCAGUUGUUUUUAAGACAUGGCAGACAUUGGUGUAUGGCUAGUUGCCCAGAAAAAGCCAUUGUUUCUUAGCUGCACCAACAUGCCCCAUGGGUGGGAAAUGGGAUUCCAGAUAUUCCAGCAAGAUUCACUUCACCAUUCAGAACCAGGAACUGACGUUCUUAGCAAGGAAGGGUUCUGCAGACUGAUGUAAGGAUCCACUAAAUUCAGAUAUGAUACCAUAUGAUAGUUUAAAUAUUCAGCAUAAGUGCAGUAAGCGGCAUUUAUUUAUGCCACUGUGUUGAUUUGAACCAUUCAGAUACUUAGCGGGAUAUCAGGGGGUUGCCAGGUGUCAGAAAAAUGUCCACUUCCUGCUACACUGAAAAUAAAAUACUGAAAAAGACCUGAAAUUGUGGCAAAAGUUUGGGCAAGACUUAAUUGCCAACUUAUUUCAAAACCAUUGCAAUUUACUUAAAUAAAUAAAUAUAUGUGAAACUCUUAACCCUGUUGUGACUCAACAGGAUAUGUCUGAAUUCACACAGGUUUCUGUAACUUAUUUUUGCAUCAUCUGCACUCCUCUGUGAGGCUCAUCUGCAGAUAUGAAACUUCCUGCUGAUUUCCUUAUUUCCAGGAUUAAAUCUGCCUGGAGGUAUAUGAGAGAGAGAGACAGAGACAGAGACACAAACCGAGAGAUUGUGUGUGUGUGUGUGUGUGUGUGUGUGAGAUAUAUAGCCUGUAUAAAGGCUAUUAUUUAACAGCUUGUUUACUUUAUUAUGCAGUUUGGUGAACGUGUCCCAGCUACAUAUCAAAUCCAGAUCAUUAAUAAUUCGAUGCUUUACAAUAUAAAAGUUCAGGACUAAAUUAAU